Molecule: messenger RNA, 2040 nt
Organism: Nicotiana tabacum (common tobacco)
Lineage: Eukaryota; Viridiplantae; Streptophyta; Magnoliopsida; Solanales; Solanaceae
Product: E3 ubiquitin-protein ligase ATL31-like
Source: RefSeq, a predicted model, not a curated record
GUAAAUCAAGAUAUAUGAUGAUAGCUUCUACAAAAUUCUCCAAGCAUACUUUACUAACCUUAUUAAAAUUCUCCAAACCUAUGUGGAAGCCACCCAUUAUGUCCAUAAGUGUCUAAAUUCUAGAACAUCUCAAUUCUCAGCAGCCAGUCUUUUUCUUCACCUAUAGUUUAAUUUAUUACUAAUUAAGAUCAACCCAAUAGAAGCUGCCUUGUAAUCCCCUCCCUAAAGUCAAACUUUUUUUUUCCUAAUAUUCAAAUAAUACAACUGACUUUUCCACCCUCAAGUAAAAGUCUUUUUUCCAUCUCUUUGUUUCGAUUUAUAUAUAAACCCAAAAUAUUGAACUCCCUUAGUUUCAUUACAUCGUCUUCUCCACCCGACUAAAAAACAGAAGGAACGAAAUUUUGCAUUAUAUGAGCCAUGUUUACCUUUAAAAUUCAAGAUGGGCUCGUCUAUAUUCAUCUCCUCAUCCUCCUGUUUGUAUUAUCAUGUCCGAUGAUUCCAAAUGCGGCGGCGCAGCCAUCAGAUUCUUCUUCUGGACCCGACAAUCAGUUCCGGUACCCAACUGUCAGCCCAGCAAUGGCCAUUAUUAUAGUGGUUCUCAUAGCUGCCUUGUUUUUUAUUGCUUUUUUCUCAAUUUACAUCCGUAAUCGCAGCGCCGCUAACGGUAACAGUAUCCGUCAAACACUUUCCAUGCGCCGCCGUAGUGCUGCUGCUGCUACACGUGGACUUGAUGAUUUGGUCAUAGGGACUUUCCCCACUUUUACCUACGCGGAAGUAAAGGAUCAUCAUAUCGGUAAAGGAGCUUUGGAAUGUGCUGUAUGUUUGAACGAGUUUGAAGAGGACGAAACGCUGCGUUUGAUCCCAAAAUGUGAUCACGUUUUUCACCCUGAAUGUAUUGAUGCUUGGCUUAAGUCUCAUGUCACUUGCCCGGUUUGCCGAGCUGACCUUAGUACUCCUCAACCUGAUGAACCGCCGGUUCAAGCCGCUGAGGUACCAAACCCUGAUCAAGUAGGGACAGAGAAUUUGCAGCAAAAUAACGAGGUUUCAAUACAAAUAGAGAGUGAUGAAAAUCGUAUGCUACAGCAAGAGGAGACCUCUACUGUUAGACCGAAAGUUAAUCGAACUAUAAGUUUCAACGUGCCGAACCGGCCGAUGAGGUCUUUUUCUAUAAAGAGGCCAAAGAUGUUUAACAAGUUCAGGUCACAUUCGACCGGCCACUCUUUAGUGGUACCGGGGGAGAAUUUGGACCGGUACACUCUCAGAUUACCGGAGAAUGUUAGAAAAGAGGUAAUGAACCGGGCACUACUGAACCGGACAAACAGUUGUGCAGUCACUGUACCAACCGGAGAGGGAAGCAAUAUUGGUGCGAGGUCAUUCAGGAGAAUUGACCGGUUCGACCAGGAAGCAAAGUCGGACCAGUGGGUUUUCAAAAUUGCACCACCGUUCUUUACUAGAGGUCCAUCAAUGAAGUCGCCGAAGGUAAAGCUUGAUAUUGAAGAGGGAUCCACAUCACGCAGUGUGAAAAUGGCAGUCAAAAUGCCGUCGUUCAAAUGCUUAGAGCCAAAAGGUGAUGAAUCCGGUUUGCUGACAGAUGACUCGGCUCGGCCUUCGGCCCGGUGAUGAACCCGGUUUAAAUUAGAUCCUAAAAUCGGCACCUGUUUUAUGCUUGACUUCAAUAGCGUGGCGGAAAAGGCAAUCUUUUUGUGCGCUGUGUAAAUGAGGAGAAAAAGUGGUCAAUGCUAGUUUGGCACCCCAACUUGGAAACUUCUGGCAUAGACUUUAUUGCAAAGUAUAAUGCCAAAAGUUGAAAUUCAAGAAUAUUGCUUUCUAGAAAUUCAUUGAAAUGUUGAUUAAAUUAUUAUUUUAUAAGCAAAUAAUGUUCAACUUAAGGGUUUUUUCAGGGUUAGAUGGGGCCAAGUGUGUUUAUCUAGCAGGUGGUUUUAGUAAUUAAGACACCUUCAUGAUGUAAAUAUGUUUUGAUUUCAUUCUUCGAUGCAUUUUUGAGAAUAGAAAAUCUGAAAGGAAAUAGACUUGUUGAUA